Molecule: messenger RNA, 9703 nt
Organism: Biomphalaria glabrata
Lineage: Eukaryota; Metazoa; Mollusca; Gastropoda; Planorbidae
Product: protein PHTF2-like
Exons: 21
Coding region: 431-4642 (1403 amino acids)
Cellular component (GO): endoplasmic reticulum
Source: RefSeq, a predicted model, not a curated record
CGCGUGUACAUGUCUAUCCUGUGUGAGAGUGAGAGCUGAUAAAAUGUUGCUACUGACUUUGUUUUACAAAGACAGAGAUCUACAUCUACAUCUUGAUUCUGUCUAGAUCUUAGGAAUCUUAGUCUAGAUUCUAGAUAUAUUUUCAAACAAAUACUGAAAUAGAUCUAGAAAAGGGUCUUGACCUAGAUCUAGUCUAGUUUAUUACUUUAUUUUUAUGGCCAUGGCUAUGCAGUGCUAUUCAAACACCUCUAUUCAACUCUAUUGGAUCUAGAUCUAGAUCAUCUAGACAGAGUUUAAACAAAGGCAUUCAGUCAAGUCAGAGAAGACAAGAUCUUUACUGUAUUCAAACCUGAACUUUGGUCACAUUUUGUCCCUAUUUGUCUCUAUUUGUCCGAGAACGAUCAACUCAAAUAGGUUGUGAUAGGGAGGAAUGGAAAAUGUUCACAAUGCCAUAGCAUGGUAUCAAAAAAAGAUUGGCUCCUAUGACAAACAACUUUGGGAACAGUCAGUGGAGAAAAAACUACAAAAGCAACCUCCAUUUGUUCUUCACAAUGCACCUUCCAAGAAAGUUCGUUUAAAGACUGAGUAUAUUGAUGUGGAUUUGAUUCGAGGUUCCACGUUUGCCAAAGCCAAACCACAAGUACCAUGGGUGUACAUCACAAGGAAAGCCAUUGCUCGAGUUUUAUUUUUUCCAUUUUACUACAACUGGUGGGUUCACCAGACGUCCAAACAGCUCUAUGCUGUUUUGUUGGUGCUGUAUGUGCUGCAGGUACUUACAAUAUUUGUGUACCUGCGCAACUUUGACCACAGCAUUAUGGAGGAUGAACUGUCCUUUACUGAAGUGAUCUUGCCAACAAUACUGAUGUUCCUGCUGUGUCUCAUCCAUUCUCAAACUGUGCUGGCACACAUCAGUCACAAGCCACCAAAAAGAUCAAAAAGUAUCUCAGGAGUGACAAAAAGAGCACGGCCUAAGAAAGUUCAACGCAAAGGUCGUACAUCAGGAAACAAUAGCACUUGCAUGGAAGAUGGCUGCAACACAGAUACAACUAAGCCGCCAUCUGUAAACGCAUCAGCAUCUGAAUCAAAACAACAGAUCCCUGAUAAAAACUCAAUAGGGCAGGAUGCCCAACCUGCUACCCUAGACAUGGAAAAAAUUCUUAUGUCUCGGUCAGUGAGUGACUAUGAUCUUAAGCCAAUGACAACCAAGGGGCAAAAUGACCCUAGUCAUAAAAGUCAUCCUUUGAGUCUCAAAGGCUCAUCCACCAAAGAUGUUCGACCUAAGACACCAAAGUGCCAGGCAGAGUGUAACCAUGAGGGCAGCCGUCCACAAGUUUUGCCGUCACGUCAGCCUAGUCAAACAAAAGUAGAAAAGAGUCAAACUCAUCAUCCCUCUUCAUGCAAUACUUGGGGUCCAAAUGUAUCAGAGGGUUCCCAGCCAUCUGGCUUCAGCUAUAACUUGCUGAACAACUUACCCAAUCUUUUGACUGUAGAGAAAGUCUCUCAAGAAUUGGCUGCUCUCAGUGACAAUGAUGACACAGAAGAUGGGGACAAUGAUGUGGGCAUCAAGAUGAGAAAGCAGGAGAACUUCAAGUGUGUUCAAUUGAAAGGUGCAGCUGCUUGUCACUGUGACAGUGUUAACCACACUGAGAUGAAUUCCAAAGACUGGGACACCCUUUAUUUAGUUGAUGGUGCCAGUAAUGAUUUUGUGGAUAAUUCUUCCAAGAAUUACUCUGCCUUCAAAAUGGCAAUGAAAGCCUCAAAAACCAACUGCCAUUGUGAAGAGAAAUCUCUAGAGAGUAGUGUGGCACCCAACAAAUGCUUGGUACAUGCAUCAUGCACUUGUCGUUUAUUGAAUGGCAGAAAAACAAAAUUACAAUUACACCCGGAAAACAGAGUUUCCUCCAAAUGUAGCUUCAUAUCUGACAAAGAUAUCCCAGAACUAGGGGCUGGAGCCAAUGUUUCUCAAAUGCCUGAUCCAUUGUUUUGUUCUUGCAAAUUAGAUCAUGAUAAGGAAACUGUAACUAGCAAUUGUUCAGUGGUCAAUAAGCAGCUGUCCACUUCCACCAGUGGCGUAGCUGAUGUGUUUGACAUUUCCCUUUCAAAGCCAGACCUGAAGGCAAUGAAAUCCUCUUUGUGUGAACAUUGCACUAAUGUGAAAUAUUCUCUUAAACCCAAUUUAGCCUACAGCAAAGAUUGUCCUUCUUGCCCUUUUCACAAACAUGCCGACAGAAGUGUCAAAAACCAUCAUGUGACUUUUUCAAACAGCCACCCCCAUCAAAGACCUGUUGGCUCACAUAGUUGGCCUGAUGUCUUGGCUCAGCGGCAUGCAAAUGACAUUCAAAACAGUGACAAAGAUUGCAUCUGUCAAUUGCAGUCCAAGAAUUCCAUGCUGGGUUCUGAGUCGCAGCUUCAGAAUUUUUCUGAGGCUUUUGUCCAGGAACUCCUCAGUGAUGAAACAUUUAGAGAGAUGAGCUGUAACUCCCUCUUGGUGCACUCAGACUUGGAGAACUCUUCAUCCUCUUUCAGCCACCUCUCAAAUUCAUCUUCAUCCAUCUCCUCCCUCUCGUCGUCAUACAGGGUUUCAAACCUUGAUCACAUUCCCACAUCACUGCCGUCCUCUUUGACUGUCUCCACCACAGCCCUGUGCUCUGAAAUACCAGAAGAUCCCUCACAGCCUACCAUACCCCUUGAAACAUAUGGGGAUAAGGAAGUGACCUCUAACAUAAAUAUUCUUAAAAAUGACACGCUUGACGAGAGCAUGGAGCAGAUCAACCUUUCUGAUGGAGAGAGACCUUCCGAUGUCUCAAACUACAAUCCCUCAGACUCUGAUGGAGAGUCUGAUGUCCCUGAAAAUGAAGAACUCCUCAACAAGUUUGAGGAAAAAUGGAAGAAAUUAAGAUUUCAAGAACAGGACAUAGGAAAAGAUGGUAUUGAGGACAAGUUGUCUCAGACAGCCUCCAGUCUGCCCUCCUCAACAGGUAUUAAUAAUCCCAACAAGUCAAGUGUCCUGGGGAAGCAAAAUGAUCCAAGGUCAGUGGUUGGAAUUCUUACCAGAAAGCCAUCCCCACUGAAAGAUCUGGCACUUGGCAGAACUGCAAACUGCAAUGUUACUGCAAACUCUUCUGGAAGUGAUAUCGACAUGGCAGAGACAAGGAGCCAACUCAGGCGAAGAAGGCGUGCAUCUGGCACUGCUGAAAGCGGGGAAGGUAUUAGGAACAGGAAUGUGCCUAGCACACUGGGCCUCCGCCCCCAUGAGUCCAGCGGUAAACACUUGAGUUCUUCUGAGAAUGAGACUGGCGGACAUACGCCUGAAGGCUCCAAUAAAGCCACAAUGAGCUCAGAGGAAUGGGAAGACCACAUGCAGUCUGAUGAAACUACAUCGUCCAACUACUCCAGUAGCUGUGGGAACAGUGACGACUCUGGGGAGGAUGGAGAAGAGAAGACGGAAUAUACGACCAGUACCCUCCAUGUCAUUAACCUGUUGCAACCGGGUUUGCAGCCUGGCUGCCUGCCUCAUCUAAUACAGACAUCCAAUGGACUUCUUACGCCUGGUAUAAGCACCAAUCAGAGCUUCAUGUUUCGCAAACCACAACAGGGUGGAUCACCAACCAGUUCAGGAACCAUUACACAGUCAGACAAAGUCGCUUGUGUUAUCUGGGAAGGUAAUGAGUGCAAGAAACUUGAUUUGACUGCUCUAGACAUUGGCUGGGCAAUAAUUGACAAGGUGGACAGUCUUCCAGAAUCCUCUGACUACUUCCUGAUUGGUUUAUUGUUUUCAGUUUUAAUGGGUUUGGUGCCUAUUGUGUUCAGAGUGUAUGUCAACAAAGAAAUGACUCGAUGGGAAGAUUUUAUUAGCUGGUCUGGGAUACUGGCUCAGCUCUCUGAGGUGCCAAGUUUGAUCUUCAAUACUUAUUCCUGGAGACAAUACCUUCUAAUGAUCAAUGGAAUCCUGCAAAGAUUCUUCCUGAGUUUGAUCUUCUUCUUUUUGCUGUCAGUUGCUGAUAGAACAUUUAAACAGCGUCUACUAUAUGCUAAACACUUCAGUUAUCUAACCUCAUCCAGACGAGCCCGCAAGUUUGCAAUGCCUCAUUUUAGGCUGAACAAAGUCAGGAAUAUAAAAAUAUGGCUGUCACUUAGGUCCUACUUAAAGCGUCGUGGACCUCAGAGAUCUGUGGAUGUCAUUGUUUCAGCGAGCUUUAUGUGCGCCAUCUGUACAGUCUGUCUGAUUUCACUGCAGAUGUUGAAAGACACAGAGAGCUUUCUUGACUAUCUUUGCAACUGGGAACUGAUGGUCUGGUGCAUUGGUCUUGGAGUCUUCCUCAUGCGCUUCAUGACUGUGGGUCUAAAGAUCAACAAGAAGUACAGGAACCUGUCUGUACUUAUCACUGAGCAGAUAAACCUUUACCUGCAGAUGGAGCAGAAACCACACAAAAAGGAGGAGCUUAUCUUGGCUAAUAAUGUCUUGCGAUUGGCUGAAGAUUUGUUAAAGGAGCUUGAAAGUCCAUUCAAGAUAUCUGGAUUCUCUGCUAACCCUUUGAUCUACAACAUCAUGAGAGUAGUUGUCCUGUCUGCAUUUUCAGCCGUACUCACAGAGGUCUUGGGAUUCAAACUCAAACUGCACAAGAUCAAGCUUAAAGGUUGAGCCGGUCCUCUGCACAGUUUUUAUUGUUAGCCUUGAUGGAGGAUGUGAGGGGCGUGUGACCUUACUGGUCAGUGGCGCCCCCUUCCUCUAUUUGUUAGCUCGCCUUAGAAGGUCAUACGGCUCGAGAGUAGCCAACAUGCCCCAAGAGCCUCGUUGGAAAUCUCUUCCUCCAAGCCGGACCCCUUGAGUGUUUCUUAGUACCAACUGCCCUGAAGUUAAGGUCAUGCAAGAUGUUGUAUUGCAACACUCAACAGUUGUUGCACUUUUACUGAUCUCGUUCUUCAUAAGUAAUGUCAUGGACAUUGAAUAGAAGCAUGUCCUACCAAACAAUUGGGAAUUGUUAGAUCCUAAUUGACCUACAUUGCCCUGUCUACAAUGUCAUGAAACUGUUGAGGGGAAAUUGUCUUUUAGUUAGAUGUCCAGAGCAUUGAAAAGUAUUUAAAUAUUGCAGUAAGACUAAUGUCUCUUUUUUUUUUUUACAUUAUCCAUCACAAGUUGCAGGCACCAAUAAGGAAACAACGAUGUAUGGCUUUUUAAUUAGGAAUCAAGUCGAAUCCUUUUAUUCUAAACUUGUUUUUCUUUUAGAUAUACAUAUUUACUGGACAUGGAAUAAGUUGCCAGUGAUCCUGUGAAGUCUAAUGUAAUGUUUUUGACUCCAACAUAAUUCUAAAACGUGUGCCUAUGUUGAAGUAAAUAUCUCAGUUGAUAGUGAUGAGUGAUUAUUUAAAAAAAGAAAGAGUAAUUUUUUGUUUCAAUUUUUUUUCAUUUACAAGUAGAUUUUCCUGUAGCUGUUAAUUAGGUAAUUAUUAUCUCAAAUGAACUUCUUGCCUGCUUCCUCAAUAUGAGAAACUAGUUCUGUAUGUGCUAAUCAACACUAGAAGACACUUGCUACCUCUUCUAGCAAAAGUUUGAACUUUUUACAGUAACCUGUGUCUGUAACAACUAUGAUUCCAGUCAUAAACUGCCAAUAUGCAUUAAACAUACUAGCCCCACUUCUCACUUGAUAGACACCACUAGUAAAGAAUCUUUUUUAUAUUGUGUACUGCAAGGCAAUAGCACUCACAAUUUACUGUAGGAUAAUUGACCUUUGUUUUAGGCAUUCAGUGUCUCUCCAGAAAAAUGUACAUAUUUUCUUCAAAGUUUUCACUUAAAGUCAAAUUUUUUUAACCAGCUUUUUUUGUCACAGAGACAUAAUUCAGUUGUAGUGGAUAUUCUUGAGUUCUGUGGGAGAUAUCAAUUAUUUUUAUGUUAGCAUUGCAUUUCUCAAUAUUAUUUUUUACUCAGAAAAAAAAAAUCUUAAUUUAUUCUUAUUUAGAAUUCAUCUUAUAAGAGAAAUAGUUUGAUACAUUUUGUGGAAGUGUGUAUGUGUGCGGUUUCUAUCAGACAAAUGUAAAUGUCUUCUCGAUUAGAACAUCUUGAGAGAAGAGUUGAAUAUUUCUUAGCCCUACACUCUACAUUCAGAAUGCCCAAAACACUGGCCAGAGUUGGUUGUGAAUUUUAAGUGACCCAAAGACAGGUAAACAAUGCAGAGUUGAGAAAUACUGAAUGCUAGCUCUGAUAUCAAUAUUUGUAUUAUUGUUUUAUCUUCUAAACAUUCUUUAUCUCUUGUAUUUUAUAAGAAUUUGAUUAUAGUGCAUUAAGAUUAAGCCUAAACCCUUUAUGUUUUCAAAUUCCGACUGCUAUUUUAAGAUUAAGAUUUAAAAGUUGUUUUGCUAUCAAGUUUUUUGUCUAAUGCAUGUCUAUGCAGCUUUACAAUGUAACAUUGCACUCCAUUGAGUGAUCUUCAUCCACAUGUGGAUAGUGGUUUGAGUGACUUGAUACUUAGCAGUUGUCAAUGGAACAUUUUGGAUAUCUUAUUGAAAUGUAGAGUACUGAUUGAAAAAUUCAAAACAAACAAAAAGUUGUGCCCUUGGCAGUAUUAGUUUUACUGGCUUCAUUUUUUUGUUUAUAUCAGAGAAGUAUGGAGAUGAUGAUUUCACCAAUGAGUUGAUUCUAGGGAGGCAUGGCUUGCUACUGUCUUUUAAGCAAACAAACAAUAAAUAACUUUAUUUGACCAGCAGAUGGUUUCAGCUUAUUUCUUUCUGUUAUUAUUCUUUUAUUCACACAAAAUUAGUUCAGACUAAGCAUUUAAAUCAGGGGUUCUCAACCUGUGGGUCACGACCCCUUUGGGGGUCAAUUGACGAUUUGCCAGGGGUCACCUAAGACCAUCAAAAAUGUGGAUUGUUUUUGACUAUUCUUCUAUUGCUAAGUGUGUGUGUGUGGGGGGGGGGUGCAGCAUAGUGAGGGAUAGUAAGAAAGGGUCGCUGAGCUUAAAAGGUUGAGAACCACUGAUUUAAAUCAAAGCUCUUUUUUUUUUUUUUUUAAAUUUCAUUUCAACUUUUGUUUUCUCUUUCCAAUUCCUUUUUUUAAAUCUUUUUUUCCAAUUUUUUUUUUUUUUCCAAUUCUAGUUUUUCUAUAGUUUUAAAAAGUUGACAAUUUGCUUUAGAUUUUGUUACUAUUUGUGUAAGAUCAGGUAAUUCUAUUUCUAUUACUAUUGGCUAAAUAGACAUAAUGUAAGAGUCUGAACUUGAUGCUAGACAUAUGAGGUGACUUAAGCUGUUUUUUUUUUUUUGAGACAGUUAUUGGUGUUAGUUCUUAAGAAUAUAAUUGUACUGGUUGCAGUAAUGUGUGGGUAGAAAAGAUUCAUUAUUGAUUAUAGUCGACCCUCAGUUGUAUUUAAACUUGCUUUAAGUUUGGCCAUUCACAGUUUAGAUCCUUUCCAAGUUGAAGGCCAUGGACAUUACUAAAUAAAACUAUUUGUGCAAACAAAUUUUUCAGGCCUGUCAGUUUUGUUUUUGAAGAUUAUUUUAGUGAGGAGUUGAGCUUAUUUAGCUAUUUUUUAUAUAUAUUUUUUAAUGUGUUGAAAGAUUUAUCUUGAUUUCAUUCUAUGAGGUGGGAAAUAGUAUACUCAUUUAACUGUCUCAGACUGAUGUCUGCCCAAUUACCAGCCAGCAUCAGCCAGUAGGUUAAUAGGGUCAUGGCUUGAUGCUCCAGCUCAUUUGCUUAUUGUUAUGUGUGUAUUGUGGUCAGUACACAGUAACUCAAUGUGUCAAUGUUGUACUGUUCUCCAAUAAAUGAAAUGAUUGUCCGUAUGACACCUGAGUUGUUUGUAGUAAUCAGUGUUACACUCAUCUUUUGUGUUUGAAACAGUAUUUGGCAUACUGGUAUAUGUUGAUCAGAGAUUGAUAGACAAUAUGGUCUCUUGUGUCCAUGUAGUAUGAGAUUGAUAGACCACAUGGUCUCUCUUGUGCCCAUGUAGUAUGAACCAUUUUUUACAAGGUCAUGGACAUACGAACAAUUAUUUAAAAGAAAAUUUGAUAAACUUAUGUCAUUGACUGAUUUAUUAUGAAUAACAGAUUUAGACAAUCUUCCAAUCCAUUUUUUUCUUUGAUGUGAUUGUAUUCUUUUCAUGACACUCCGUAGAUCUAAUACUAAUUAUUUUGCUUUUAUUUUCAAGUUUCAAAAGUCCUGUUUCACUUUUCUGUAGUUUCAUUUUUGCAACAUUGAACCUUUUAAUUUUUGGUCCUUUGUUCCCUUGCAGCCCCCUUCUCAUUUUUUUCUGUAACUUUUAUGUUGUGUUUCCAAUAAGUAUUUCUUGUAUUCAUAUUAUGUUGUAUUAGCUCUCUAGACAUCCUUUAUUUUGUAAGAUUGUACUAACACUCUCUCUCUACAUAGAAAUAUAUACAUUUAAAACUAGUCAUAUUUUUGUGUCAUUUUCUUUAAUAUAGUCAUAAUUUUGAAGUAGAUUUUUUUUUUAGAUUCACUAAUUCCUAGAGCGCUGAAUAAGACAUGUUAAAACAAUUUAAAAGAAUAUUUAAAACAUGUUAAAACAAUUUAAAAGAAUAUAUAAGAUAUGUUAAAACAAAUUAAAAGAAUAUAUAAGACAUGUUAAAACAAUUUAAAAGAAUAUUUGGCAUAAAAAGAUUAGUACUGCCUAAGUUUUUUUUGUUGAGUAUUUCAUUGUGUGUGUUUUUUUUAAAUGCUGUUAUUCCAAUUCAUGUGCACAUCUAUUCAAGAGAUUUUAAACCAGCGAGAAACCAAAACCAUUACUAUGACUGAAGUUGUGUAUGUUUAAACCUAUUUGUUGUACGCCCUGUUGUAAGGGCACCAAUGUAGAUAUGUUCAUUAAUGGAAUUGAAGACACUAGAGACAUUCUUGCUCAACAUUUAGUGUUGUGGAUCACUAGAGACAUUACUGCCUGUGAUGUACUUGUCACUGUUAGAUUUAUUUGUCACAUUAUUUUUUAUAAGACAUGAAUAAAACAGUGGCUUUUUUUUUUUUUUUAAAGAAAAAUGUACUAGAUUGUUCUUGCAUUGUGUUUACAGACAGAAAGUAAUCUUCCUUUGGUUCUGACUAAAAAAAGUUUAUUCCAAGUAUGACCAGAAUUUGAAUUAUUUAUUUGACUCAAAAUCUUUGUAAGUCAUUUGUGAUUAUGUACUAGAUACUGCAGCCAGAAGCAUGGCCAACUCAGCUGACAUUACUUUUGUUAUUGAUACUAAGAGAUUAAUCAUCCUCGCAUAAAGCAGGAAGGAUUUCAUAGAAUACUGUGCAUUUAUCACUUGGCCAAAAAGUGUUAAAAUGUGUUGCUAUUAUUCUAGUUGGCCAUCUAUAAUGUGGCAGUGAGCCAACAGAUUUGACUAUCUGCCAAGAGUUGGACUCACUUUGCCUCCUUUAAAGCCUUGACUGCACCAUUUUUUAAACACAUCUUAGAAGAGAUGAUUCCAGCAUCCAUCCACUUUGAUAAGGAACCUUGAUUACCAAUCCAUUUAUGUCCAUUUGCUUUUAUUGACAUUGUUAAUUUAUAACCUUAGAGUUAUGUGACUCAGACACUUGUUUUAUAAAAUAUAUUAUGCCAAUGUCAUUGUGGAUGUUGAGAGAUGUCUUGUUUGUUUUUUUUUGACAGCUUUAUUAACCAAAAAUAAUCAUUUAAUUUUGUGGUUUGAUGUUUUAUUUUUUUAAUCCAUUGAGUCUUUGUAUUUAUUGUAAACUGAAAAUAGUUGAAAAUAAAAGUAAUGGAGUUUA